AACUCAGACAUUUUGUGACGUCACAAAAAAUUAGUUGAAAGGCUGACGACAUCUCUUCUACAUUUCGAAAUAAAAAUGGUUUUAUUCAUUUAUUCUUAGUGUUUCUACGUUUCAUUGUGGUUUUGAACAAUUGUAGACGCUAAAUUUCAAAAGUGUUGUGUAAAUUCCGCUCGGUGCGAUGGGAUUUUAUUAAUUUUGAGACGACGAGUGAUGAAGGCAAAAGAAAAUGGCUACCUUCGAACGCAUGUUGUUAUCGAGGAAACAUGUAGUUAUAUGUGAUAAAUACAAUGUUAUCCGUAAAAUUGGAGGUGGAUCCUUUGGGGAUAUCUUCUUAGCAAUAAACACAAUCGAUGGAGAGGAGGUAGCGGUAAAGGUUGAGUCGAUAAAGGCGAGACACCCACAGCUUCUCUAUGAGAGUCGCGUAUAUAAGAUGCUCCAAGGGGGCAUCGGAAUACCCCACAUAAGAUGGUACGGCUACGAGAAGGACCACAACAUCCUGGUCAUGGACCUGCUGGGGCCCUCGCUCGAGGACCUCUUCAACUUCUGCUCGCGCCAGUUUACCAUCAAGACGGUGCUCAUGUUGGCAGACCAAAUGCUGGGCCGCGUGGAGUUCAUCCACUGCAAGUGCUUCAUCCACCGCGACAUCAAGCCGGACAACUUCCUCAUGGGCAUCGGCCGGCACUGCAACAAGCUGUACAUGAUCGACUUCGGACUGGCUAAGAAGUUUAGGGACAUGCGCACCAGGGCUCACAUAUCGUACCGCGAGGACAAGAAUCUUACCGGCACGGCGCGCUACGCGUCCAUCAACGCGCACCUCGGCAUCGAGCAGUCGCGGCGGGACGACAUGGAGUCGCUCGGCUAUGUACUUAUGUACUUUAACAGAGGAUCCCUCCCGUGGCAGGGGCUGAAGGCCAUCACCAAGAAGCAGAAGUACGAGCGCAUCAGCGAGAAGAAGAUGUCCACGCCCGUCGAGGUGCUGUGCAAGGGAUUCCCGGCAGAGUUCGCCAUGUAUCUGAACUACACGCGCGGACUCACCUUCGACGAGUCGCCCGACUACAUGUAUCUGAGACAGCUGUUCCGCAUCCUGUUCCGCACGAUGAACUACCAGUACGACUACACGUACGACUGGACGAUCCUGCGGCAGCGCAAGCAGCACAUGGAGGUGGCGGCCGCCAGCAACGACCGCCGCUCGCCGUCGCUGCAGCGCCGCGCGCAGCCCGCGCCGCAGCCGCCGCCCAACAACGAGUGAAAGAGGUCGCGGCGCGCGGCCGGGCCGGGCGCGCCGUCCUGCAAGCGGGCUCGAUGAUGCCCCCCGCCUCAGCCGCACUCCACUCACUCAAGUGACUCACGAACAUUACGUCUAUACUAAACUCUCGGCAACGGUGACUAGUAGCGUCCAGCGGAACGAAGUGCGGCCCAAGUUGAUGCGAUUCAUAAGUAGUUACUGCACGGUAACGACGAUUCUUACAUGUUGAAAUUAACGUUUUAAUUUUAACACUACAUGUACGGAAAUGAAUAUUGUUCUCAAUGUUUAGUUUUUAUUUUUUUCUAUGUUUAGUUUUUCGUCCUAAUUAGCUAGUUUACAUUGAAUUAAACAGAUAUAUUAUUGUGUAAUGAAUAAUGAUAGUCUCACAGGUUUCAGCGGUUUUCUUGUAAAUAGCGUAGGAAAUAAUGGCUGGAAUAUCGACUCUGGCGCGGUACGGCGGACGUAUCGCGGCGGAACGUUCAUUAAAUUACUGAUUAACUAAUUUAAAUAGGUUUCUGUAUUAAAAAAGACAAAAAUUCGAAAAAAAAUAUUACGUUGGUAAGAAAUUGAUGUCAGUUGCUUCGGUGAUCCCCGAUGGCGUCGGGAGUAGAGUAUAAAGUAUAACAUAUUAAUAACCUAGGUUUAUUUUGUUUAGUUCUCAACCCAUAAUUUUUGGCGGCAAAUUAUAAAAUUGUACAUAACGUAAGUGGCCGCGGAGGUCUCCGGAGCAACUUGGUACAUGUAUGUAUCGUAUAUUUUAAAAUACAGCAAAAGUAAUUGUAAAUAUGAGACAGUCUUCAUUUUAACUGUUAUUUUUUUAAGAACACGCUAAUACUUGGUUUAUCCGAAAAUGGCGAGUGCUUGUGACUCUUGGCUAUGUAUUAAUGUUUAUUAUUAAAUGUACUAUUUAAUGAUGUAACUAUAGUAGUCGUAUUUUAGAGACUAAUGUAAGCACUGCCCCUGAAACGGCGGAGUUUCGGACUCGUGCGCGAAAUAAUAUAUUAACGAGAAUUGAAGUAAAGGCUAGUUAGCGCCAAGGAUGGCCGCAAUAUCAUCGCCUUAUAAAAUCAUUAACUUCCAAUAAUAUUUAAAGUAUCACAAGCUCUCGUCUCUAGUAAUAAGAGUCACCUAAGUUUAUGGAAAACGUUAAUUAUAAAACCCUCUUAGGCCGGUGUUUAGCGAGGCAUAAUUGACGGGUUAGGACUGUCAAACCUUUUUAAUCAAGGAGACAUGAUUCUAACCGGAUGGUCAAUAUCAAUAACCACAGGCUUGCGUCUCGAUCUACUCGAGGCUUAUCAGGUUUCUAAAUAAAUGGUAAAAUGAUUGAAUACAGUUCUUAUUUGCUUGACAUAAACCUUUCAGCUGACUGUAUGGCUAUAAAUAACGUUGCUUUGGAUAUAUGACAAUUUGUUUUUCAAAUUACUUGUCCAGAAAUUACCAUUCUUGAACGAAUAUCUACGAUCGUUUUCCAUAAACUUAGCGUCAUUAACUGUAAGAAAAUGCGAAGAAUGUAAUAUAGAUCUUGAGUGGUUGCAAGAGUGUAUCAAGUGCAGACAAAAUAACAUUUAAAAGCACAUUUAUUUGACAUGGAAUUUGCAGAAUAAGAUUCUUUACAGUUUGCAGGCGUAAAAGAGUUAAAGAUUUUUCUCAUUUAUUGCCUUACAACUGUCUCGCAGCGAUGAUGAAAAUAAACUUAUUUGAAAAUACUUUAUGAAACAGAUUUCUCAAUAUUCCUAUUUGUAAAUGAAACUUGCAAAUGUAUGAUGAUUAACUUUUCGUUCUUUUGUAUCGGAAAUAGCCGGACAAGCUUUUAAUAACCAAGCGAAACUGUUAUUUUGUCUGCAAUUGAGUGAGUAUAUCUAAUGUACUGCACUUAAUAUAAAUUAAUAAAUAAUAUUAAACGAU
Plutella xylostella (diamondback moth) is the source of this 3151-nucleotide messenger RNA. RefSeq names its product casein kinase I alpha (gene CKIalpha). Gene Ontology annotation, molecular function: ATP binding; protein kinase activity. Gene Ontology annotation, biological process: protein phosphorylation. Lineage: Eukaryota; Metazoa; Arthropoda; Insecta; Lepidoptera; Plutellidae. The record is from RefSeq and is a predicted model, not a curated record.